Corticium candelabrum is the source of this 1679-nucleotide messenger RNA. RefSeq names its product SAC3 domain-containing protein 1-like. The transcript has 16 exons. The coding region runs from base 26 to 1474 and encodes 482 amino acids. The record is from RefSeq and is a predicted model, not a curated record. Lineage: Eukaryota; Metazoa; Porifera; Homoscleromorpha; Homosclerophorida; Plakinidae. Gene Ontology annotation, molecular function: actin binding. Gene Ontology annotation, biological process: centrosome duplication; spindle assembly; actin filament depolymerization. Gene Ontology annotation, cellular component: spindle; nucleus; centrosome.
CCGUGUAAAUACGGCUCUGCUACGAAUGGCCGAUAUCUAUACAGUUGGAAGGUGCAGAGAAAUGUGUCCACUAGCAGAGGCAGAGAAGAGGAAAUUUGAAGGAAGAGUACACGUGUUGGAGAUGAUACAAAACAAGGACACCAAUUCUUCAAAUAUGGUGAAGGAAUAUAGACGGUCUGCUGCUGGCAGAGAGUUAUGUAAUCCAGAUGAAUUGAGGCCUCUCGAAGUACUGCAAACGACAAUGGAGCAUCUGCUAAAACAGAUCUUACCAAGAGAAGAUAUUUCAACGAACCAGUUACACUUGUUUAUAGAAGAUAGGAUGAGAAGCAUUUUGCAGGACAUCACAAUCCAGAGACUUUGCUGUGUUCAGUCACUUGGGAUUGUGAGACACUGUUUUGACUAUUUUGUAUCUUCUGAAUAUAGCCUUCAAUCGUCAUCUCAUGCCACAUCUGGCUUGACCCAGCAGUGUGGCCACCAACUACUUGAUUUGUACUCUCAACAUUAUGAUAUCAUGAUAGAAAGAGCAACAUGGGCUGAGGCAGCUUCAUUUCAGGAGAACCGAGCAGAGUUUACAGCUUGCUUCUUCCUCUAUAACCUCGAUCAUGUGCAAGUUGGUUCUGGUGUCCUCUCACUCCCUCAAGAGAUAAGAUACCAUCAUCUUGUUCAGCAGUCAUGGCAUGUCUACCUUGCUCAUAUGCACAACAAUUAUGUUCGAUUUUUCCAGCUUGUCCAGCGACUUUCACAUUUGCUGGCAUGUGCUGUACACCGGCAUGUCAUUGACAUGAGGAAGAGAGCUUUGAAGGUCAUAUGUAUAGCCUACAGUUCAAGAAACAGCCGAUUUCCUCUUGGUCAGCUGUCCAGAAUUCUGGCCAUAAAUUCUACUGAAGAUACAGCUUCUCUAUGUGCACUUCACGGCAUCAAGACAGAGGACGGUUUUGCACUGCUGACCAAAACAUCCUUCCAAAAAGCAACCAAAACGGAACCUGGAAAUAUGUUAAUGUGUGAUAUUACUUGUACACAUAUGAACAUGGACAGACACCUGUACAGAGUAAAUAGAGACCAAACGUCAGGAGUGAAAGUAAAUGAAGAAGUUGCAACCAUAUGGAAUGACAUAAAGAUCGGGCACAAGUACAAGCUUGCCACAUUCAAAAUGAACGACGAUAGUACGGAGAUCGUACUCGAUGAAUUGUUCGAGACGGCAGACUAUGAACAGUUCGUAGCGGUGUGUAAAGAGGGAGAAUGUCGGUACGUUGUCUUCGAUUUUCACUUUGAACUUCCAGACGGUGGCAAGAGAGAAAAGCUUAUCUUUGUCGUGUGGGUUCCUGACAAUUGUAAAGUCAAGCCUAAGAUGCUUUAUGCAUCUAGCAAAGAUGCAAUCAAAGCCAAAUUUAAUGGUCUACAGCUCGAGGUGCAAGCAAAUGGGAGAGAUGAUGUGUUGUUUGAAACUAUCCUUGAAAAAUGUAAGAAAAAGUAGACCGUGCAAGGGAGCCAUGGAUUCUGACUGUCUCAGCAUUAGACUUACUGGUUUUUUUGUGUUUGCAUGAAUUAUGUGUAGUAUUAGGUUGUAGUAGUGCUGACACAAGGAUGUUUGGGUGUCCUAUCCAAGUUUAGAGUUUGCUGCUCGAACAUCACGUAUUUUGUGAGAAUCACGACUAAGAAUAGUAUAAGCUUUAGCUUGA